This is a messenger RNA of Rotaria sp. Silwood2, 1493 nucleotides long. Lineage: Eukaryota; Metazoa; Rotifera; Eurotatoria; Philodinida; Philodinidae. The record is from the annotation of a GenBank genome assembly.
AAAACCUUUUGCCCAACACAAACCCCCAGAGAAAAAAAUCGCCUCAACCCCCCCCCCCCCCCCCCCCCUCAGAAACGAUUUUCCACAUUGAACGGUACUUUCAUGCUCAAAUUUGCAGGGAUAAGUGAUCUUGCAGAGAUACGCUUUUGGUAAAAAUUUCAGCUCGAUUGGUCAUACUAGACCGAAUUUCCAGCUGAUUCAUGGGUCAUUUUUGGCCUUCACGAGAAUCGAUAUAACUUCGUCAUAACAAGAGAUAGAGAGCUCGGGCUAAUUUCAAAUUAAAGUCCAUGUCAAGACGCAACUGUUGUCCGAACAGAAUUUUUAUAUUCCGUAUUGUUCAUUUUUUAUGAGCACUUUAGUACAAGGGUCUUAAAAUCAGCAUAAAAAAUGGUGGUCCAACUACAGUAAAUCCCACUUUUCUCAGCCCAGGAAUCAACUUUAAAGAAUCCGUUCGGAUAAAAGUUUAAUCUCAUUGAGGCCUUUAAACCAAAAACAAAUAUUGAUAAUAGCUCGAAAAAUGACGGAGGAGUUCCAAUUUUUCUGAUUGGAAACUAUGUUCUGAGAAAAAUUCGAAAGAAGUUUUAGAAUAGGUUGUUUUUCAUUUAAAUUCAAAAAAAUCAUAUUAAAAUGGCAUAUUUCAAAUAUGUUUCCUUGGACUUUUUUAAAGCGCGUAACAGAUGCAGUAAGCUAUCGCCCCAUCUGUCAUGCUGAAAUAGUUUUGCUCUGCUCUUUUUCGGAUGACUGACUUAUUUUUAUGCCACAGCAUCGACACGAUGAUUCACAUCGUUCUUUGAAUGAAUAAAAAAAACCUGAAAGUUUUUGGGGAAAGAUGAGUAAGACGCUACAACCGACUUAUAAUUAGCGUCACUCAUGUUCUCUCAGCAACAAGGCAUUAUCACUUCUUGUUUUCUAGAUUUUUUAAUUAUUCUACGCUAAUAUUGUCUGGAAUGCCAGGUCGUUCGAAAUUGGAAAAGCAACGAAAGCUGCACCUGGUUCAAAACAUUUCCACAUCGCGAAAAAUCGUUAACAGUGUCACAAGAAAGACACAUAAACUACAAAAUGAUCUUAUUUCUGACAUAGAUCGACCAACUGGUAAUGAAAAUUUUACGUACAAAAAACGUCCAUUUGCCGGUCCAUCAUGCGAAAAAUUAUCAAAUUUUCUUGAACAACAACAAAGUACAGAUAUUGAUGAAGAUACAAAUGAUUAUUAUCAGAUAAUUCACAAUUCAUUUUUAUUUGAAUUAAUGAAACAAAGUAUUUGUAUCUCGUGUAAAUCAAUAUGGAAUGGUGAUAUGUCUGUUGCAAAAAGGGAAGGUACUGUUUAUGUUGUCUUCUCUCACGUAAAACUUAAUAAUUACAUAUAUAUUUUAGGAUUAUAUUGUUCUCUGGUGUUUACAUGUCACUGCUCGAACGAAAUUAAAAUCAAUACAUCUAAGCAAUGUCCAAAAACUUCUAAACGAGAUAUUAAUAUUCGAAGUGCAAUUGGUUGGUAA